Gasterosteus aculeatus aculeatus (three-spined stickleback) is the source of this 3828-nucleotide messenger RNA. It is a transcript of the gene kcnv1, whose product is annotated as potassium voltage-gated channel modifier subfamily V member 1. Lineage: Eukaryota; Metazoa; Chordata; Actinopteri; Perciformes; Gasterosteidae. Gene Ontology annotation, molecular function: protein binding; voltage-gated potassium channel activity. Gene Ontology annotation, cellular component: voltage-gated potassium channel complex; membrane. Gene Ontology annotation, biological process: potassium ion transmembrane transport; protein homooligomerization; action potential. The record is from RefSeq and is a predicted model, not a curated record.
UUAGAGGCAAGAUUUCCACCUGGGUGGAACAAGUUGAACUCGUGACUCUUCCUGUCGUCCCUCGUGCACUGUGCUCUCAGCUCUCCAUCAUUUAACGGUGCCAACAAUCCCCACGUUUAGGGACACAGCGGUGGUUGUGUGCCGUGCGGGUGACGUUAGAUGUUGAGAUGGAAGUAGCAUAGCAGCUAGCUUAGCAUAGCGUUGCUUUAAGUGGUCCGUUUGCCACUCACCCCCCUUCUGUUUGACACGUGGAGUAAUUCCUCUGCUCAGUUCUCUGUCUUGUUUUACCUCCAAUGAAAAGCUCUCUCCAUCUUCAUGUAACUGACUGCCGCCAGCGGCCGUUUCGUUUCAGCGCUCAGCUUUACUAACCUCACUGGAGCCCCACGGGGUAAAUACCCACAAUCCCUUCCUGUUGGACUCAGUCCCACGGCGUCUCUGCAGAGGGACAGAGCCUGUGGACCUUUAAGUAUCUUCAGCUUCAUGUGGUGGGAAUCAGUGAGAAGAAGAUACAGAGGCAGAGCAGAAGAGAAGCAAUGAAAUCGGUGAGCUGCUCGUGCAGCACAGAUGUUUUAACACAGAAAAAGUCCAAAAUGCCAGUUACUCUUUCUUUAGUGUUUAGAACAUUGAGCUUACUUCACAAGCCCAGAUGAAGGGUUGAAAUGAAGACAUUUCGAUUACAUUGGAUCGGGUCAUUUGUCUCAGGAAAAUCUCCAAACCCAAAUCCCCCAAAUUGUCCCGCGAGUCAGUGACUUUUUUCGGUGCCAUAAGUGUCCGAGGGACAAAAAGAGACAUUCUCUGACAUUUGGGUCGAGGACACUUUUUCUUACAGCUUUGGUCCGUUUUGUCCAAAUGUCUGUGAAUAAAAAGCCAAUAUUUGGAGUUCUUUUGAACUAGAUGCCUCCGAUGUCACAGCGUCCAGUUGAAAGGUCAAACUGUGUUUGACUGGUUUGUACUUUGGUUUAGUCAUCGUCAUCGCAGGUUUUGGUUGCUGUACGACUCCGCCCCCGCCCCCCAUUAUGAGCCCUCCCCACAGCCUGGCGGCGGGGGCGGAGCCGUACAAGGACACACCCUCCCCAGUGUCUCUGGACUCCAGUGUCUUCUUCAGUGAGACGACUUCCAGCGUCAGCGACCCGCUCGACUUCUUCGUGGUCAACGUCGGGGGAAGUCGCUUCGUGCUGUCGCGGGAGCUGCUGGCACCGCACCCGGAGACCCGGCUGGGGAAGCUGGCCCGCUGCACCCGAGGCUCGGCGCUGGAGCUCUGCGACGACGCCGACCCUCCGGGGAACGAGUUCUUCUUCGACCGGAACUCACAGACCUUCCAGUAUGUGAUGAACUUUUACCAGACGGGUGACCUGCACGUCAGGGAGGAGCUGUGUGAGAUCUCCUUCCUGCAGGAGAUCCAGUACUGGGGCAUCGACGAGCUUUGCAUCGCCCCCUGUUGCCGCGAGCGCUACUCCCGCCGCAAGGAGCAGAAGGAAAACCUCGACGUGCGGCCGAGGUUCGAGCCCGAGGUCGGCGAUGAGGACUUCGCGGGCGCCUUAUGCCCGGCUCUCCGUCGGCGCCUGUGGGACCUGCUGGAGAAACCGGAAUCGUCCCGCGCCGCCCGCACCUUCGGCUGUCUCUCCAUCGCCUUUGUGGUGGUGUCCGUCGUCAACAUGGUGCUCAUCUCGUUGGACCUGGGGGAGGACUUUGUCGCGGCGCUGCUGUUCGACGCCCUGGAGCUCGCGUGCGUGGCGUGGUUCACCGGCGAGCUGGCGCUUCGGUUCCUCUGCGCGAGGGAUAAGUGCCACUUCGGUCGGAGUGUUCUCAACGUCAUCGACCUGCUGGCCAUCCUGCCGUUCUACGUGACGCUGGCGGUGGAGAAGCUGCGCGGCGGAUCCGUGGUCCUGGAGAACGCGGGCCGCGUGGUGCAGGUCCUCCGGCUCCUCCGGUCGCUCCGUCUGCUGAAGCUGGGAAGACACUCGACAGGCCUCAAGUCGCUGGGUUGGACCAUCGCUCAAUGCUACGAGGAGGUCGGCCUGCUGCUCCUCUUCCUCGCUGUCGGCAUCUCCAUAUUCGCAGCGGUGGCUUUCACUCUGGAGAGCGACCGCCCGGCCACCACCUUCAGCAGCGUGCCGGCCGCUUGGUGGUGGGCCACCACGUCCAUGACCACGGUGGGCUACGGGGACAUGCGGCCCGACACGGUGGCGGGGAAAGUGCUCGCCUUCCUCUGCAUCCUGUCUGGAAUCCUCAUCCUGUCGCUCCCCAUCGCCAUCGUCAACGAGCGCUUCUCCGUCUGCUACGUCGCGCUGAAGGCCAAGGAGGCGGCGGCGCGGCGAGAUACUGAGGAGGCGGCUGAGGGCGGAGUCGGCGUGAACGCCACCUGGAGACGAACUGUGGUGGUAGGAGACACGUGACCUCUGACCCCUUUGGAAAGGAAAGGAAAUCAUUUCUUACAUCAGAUGACGGAAAUGAUACAAAAGAAACGUCUGUUUCAAAGAUCCUUCGUUGAUGCAAAAAGGUUCUGCAGCUAUUUUACCAAUAAAAUAAUUAAUGUCAUUGUCUCUGAAGGAUGGCUCAAACAGGGAAAAACAGGAUUUCCAUUGUCCUGUUUCACCGUCCUCGGCUUCCUCCUCAAAUAAACCAGCGUUCUCUGCUAAGUGGAAGCAGCUUUUAAUCCCACGUUUAUUAUUGUAACUAAAACCAAAGCGAAGCAAGUUCUUACGUCGCGUAGACGCUCAUGUUGAGUUAAAGGCACGAAUCAGAAUAACUAACACAGUGGCCUCCGGUGUUUGUUCCACACAGACCUUCUCUAAUGUGAAUAUUGAAAACUACUGGUUGUUUAUUUACUUCUGACUUUGUGGCACCAACGCGUCUCAGGAGGAAACGCGUCCCGGACAGCGGUUCUCGCUGAGAAGCUGUCUUCAUGAGCGAAUGUCUCCGUGCCUCCGGCUCGUCCUCACAACGCUAACAUGGGUCAGUGGGCGCUGUUCAGGAGCCGGCCUCAGACCCCCCGCGGUGCCCGCGGCCCCCUGUUGUCCCCGUGACUCGGCCGCGCAGUGAAGAACCGCCUCCUGAGGGCGAGCGCGGCCUUUGCGGCGCCACAGCGAAGGUCUGAACCCUGAACAGCGUUAAAGAGCAGCGAAGCAUGAAAACAGGUCGCGGGGACGACACGGGACGACACGGGACGACACGGGACGACACGGGGCCACGUGAGCGUCCCGCUCGCUGCUGCACAGCUUUCUGUCUCUUGUCAUCUUGCAAACGUGCGUUCUUACAUGUUAAGUACUCAACCGAAACCUCUCGCUCUCAUUCUAAAGCCGAGCUCACUCAAACCUAAGCUCACCCGUGCGUUAAACCAAGACUUUAAAAGCCAAUUAAAGUGAAAAACCCAAAGUUGGGUCCCCACACCGUCACUGUUAUCAGAUCCACGUCCCCACAUGAGCACACACACAAACAUGCGUGUGGUCGAUUUAACGCACACGGAAUCCUCCGCGUGGUGUAACGAGAUCACCAUCAUGAAUCCGCUGGGACGUUAGUUCAAAUACUUCAUUAUGUAACAACCUUUUCAUUCAGCUCACAGGUCCCCGUUCAAUCAUUCACACAUUUAUUUUAGUCCUUCAUGGAAUCUCUCCGGGCCUUUGUUUCUCUUUAUGUUGAUCUACAUCAAAAUCUGCUUUGUGUCCCACGUGUUGUCUCUCUACAGAGACACAGAUGAAGUACAACAACGCUGCACUAAACUAGAAGAUCAAAUACUGUUGAAAUGAUGUUUUGCACCGUUUGUUACUGGUUGGAUUUAACCUCCUCUUGCUUUUCUUUAAACGACUAAAAUGCAAAUGUGAUGUUCCA